Molecule: messenger RNA, 4548 nt
Organism: Closterium sp. Naga37s-1
Lineage: Eukaryota; Viridiplantae; Streptophyta; Zygnematophyceae; Desmidiales; Closteriaceae
Source: the annotation of a GenBank genome assembly
AUGUCGGAGUCCGUCGAGUCCGCCGCCGCCCUCUACAACCUGCUGCUCUGCGCGCUGCUGCUCGGCGUCGUCGGCGCUAAGGAGUUGUUUCUGGGAGAGCUAUCGCUGCUGGAGAUGCACAAGCUGGCGGAGCGACUCAUCGGCCACUUCUCCUUCAAGCUACUACUGCUGCUAUCGCUGGUGGACGUGCUGGUGGUGCAGCCCGUGUGGCUGCUGUGGUUCGCCGCGGUCACCGCCAUCAAGCGCACCUGUUCCCCCACCUCGUGUCCGCCAAUCUUUCAACCCCCGCCCCCCUUCCGUUCCCUCCCCCUCUCAGAUGUUCGGAGUGGUGGGCAAGGAGCGAUCGCAGCGCCUCAGUGCGUCACCCUCCGCGAGCCCCUCCUCGCACCUGCGCACGCUCGCCCUGCUGCUGCUCGUGCUGCUCGCCAACCUGCUCCUGUGAGCGCCCUGUGCCCUCCCCUCUGCUUGCCUUGCCCCUUUGCCUCCACAGCAAGGCCGGGGGUUGUGUUUGAAAAUGUUGAAAGGAAGUCCACGAGUUGCGUAUCCUUGCGGUGUUCGUUUGCUGCUGCACCGCGUUUCUCUGCUCGCACAUGUGCGUUGGCCAUGCACCACUGCGCCAUGUGGCCUCCCGUCAGCCGUCGUCCGUACUCCCACCCACGUCUCCUCCCCCACUCCGCUACCCCCCUUCUCCCCAGUGCUGUGUGUCUGCUGCCUUUCUUCGCCCCGGCGUCCCCCGCCUCCUCGCCCUCUGCCUCGCGCAACGUCAUGUCGCCCUGGCCGCGCCUCUCCGUGGGGCUGCUAUUCGCCUACGAGCCGCUCGUCAUCGCCAUCGACACCACACAGGUCCGUGCUCCCAUGCCCCCAUCCGCCCAUCUCCCCAUCCCUCCAUCCCCACGUACUCUCUCCGUGGGGCUGCUCUUUGCCUCGAGCCACUCGUCAUCGCCAUCGACACCACACAGGUCCGUGCUCCCAUGCCCCCAUCCGCCCAUCUCCCCAUCCCUCCAUCCCCACGUACUCUCUCCGUGGGGCUGCUCUUUGCCUCGAGCCACUCGUCAUCGCCAUCGACACCACACAGGUCCGUGCUCCCAUGCCCCCAUCCGCCCAUCUCCCCAUCCCUCCAUCCCCACGUACUCUCUCCGUGGGGCUGCUCUUUGCCUCGAGCCACUCGUCAUCGCCAUCGACACCACACAGGUCCGUGCUCCCAUGCCCCCAUCCGCCCAUCUCCCCAUCCCUCCAUCCCCACGUACUCUCUCCGUGGGGCUGCUCUUUGCCUCGAGCCACUCGUCAUCGCCAUCGACACCACACAGGUCCGUGCUCCCAUGCCCCCAUCCGCCCAUCUCCCCAUCCCUCCAUCCCCACGUACUCUCUCCGUGGGGCUGCUCUUUGCCUCGAGCCACUCGUCAUCGCCAUCGACACCACACAGGUCCGUGCUCCCAUGCCCCCAUCCGCCCAUCUCCCCAUCCCUCCAUCCCCACAUACUCUCUCCGUGGGGCUGCUCUUUGCCUCGAGCCACUCGUCAUCGCCAUCGACACCACACAGGUCCGUGCUCCCAUGCCCCCAUCCGCCCAUCUCCCCAUCCCUCCAUCCCCACGUACUCUCUCCGUGGGGCUGCUCUUUGCCUCGAGCCACUCGUCAUCGCCAUCGACACCACACAGGUCCGUGCUCCCAUGCCCCCAUCCGCCCAUCUCCCCAUCCCUCCAUCCCCACAUACUCUCUCCGUGGGGCUGCUCUUUGCCUCGAGCCACUCGUCAUCGCCAUCGACACCACACAGGUCCAUGCUCCCAUGCCCCCAUCCGCCCAUCUCCCCAUCCCUCCAUCCCCACGUACUCUCUCCGUGGGGCUGCUCUUUGCCUCGAGCCACUCGUCAUCGCCAUCGACACCACACAGGUCCGUGCUCCCAUGCCCCCAUCCGCCCAUCUCCCCAUCCCUCCAUCCCCACGUACUCUCUCCGUGGGGCUGCUCUUUGCCUCGAGCCACUCGUCAUCGCCAUCGACACCACACAGGUCCGUGCUCCCAUGCCCCCAUCCGCCCAUCUCCCCAUCCCUCCAUCCCCACGUACUCUCUCCGUGGGGCUGCUCUUUGCCUCGAGCCACUCGUCAUCGCCAUCGACACCACACAGGUCCGUGCUCCCAUGCCCCCAUCCGCCCAUCUCCCCAUCCCUCCAUCCCCACGUACUCUCUCCGUGGGGCUGCUCUUUGCCUCGAGCCACUCGUCAUCGCCAUCGACACCACACAGGUCCGUGCUCCCAUGCCCCCAUCCGCCCAUCUCCCCAUCCCUCCAUCCCCACGUACUCUCUCCGUGGGGCUGCUCUUUGCCUCGAGCCACUCGUCAUCGCCAUCGACACCACACAGGUCCGUGCUCCCAUGCCCCCAUCCGCCCAUCUCCCCAUCCCUCCAUCCCCACGUACUCUCUCCGUGGGGCUGCUCUUUGCCUCGAGCCACUCGUCAUCGCCAUCGACACCACACAGGUCCGUGCUCCCAUGCCCCCAUCCGCCCAUCUCCCCAUCCCUCCAUCCCCACAUACUCUCUCCGUGGGGCUGCUCUUUGCCUCGAGCCACUCGUCAUCGCCAUCGACACCACACAGGUCCGUGCUCCCAUGCCCCCAUCCGCCCAUCUCCCCAUCCCUCCAUCCCCACGUACUCUCUCCGUGGGGCUGCUCUUUGCCUCGAGCCACUCGUCAUCGCCAUCGACACCACACAGGUCCGUGCUCCCAUGCCCCCAUCCGCCCAUCUCCCCAUCCCUCCAUCCCCACGUACUCUCUCCGUGGGGCUGCUCUUUGCCUCGAGCCACUCGUCAUCGCCAUCGACACCACACAGGUCCGUGCUCCCAUGCCCCCAUCCGCCCAUCUCCCCAUCCCUCCAUCCCCACGUACUCUCUCCGUGGGGCUGCUCUUUGCCUCGAGCCACUCGUCAUCGCCAUCGACACCACACAGGUCCGUGCUCCCAUGCCCCCAUCCGCCCAUCUCCCCAUCCCUCCAUCCCCACGUACUCUCUCCGUGGGGCUGCUCUUUGCCUCGAGCCACUCGUCAUCGCCAUCGACACCACACAGGUCCCCACUCGUCAUCGCCAUCGACACCACCCAGGUCAGUGCGGCCAUACCCGCAUGCACCCCUCACCCCAUCCACACAAUCCCUCAUGCUCGCUCCCAUGCCUCCAUGUCCCCUCCGUCCGUGGGGCUGCUAUUCGCCUACGAGCCACUCGCCAUUGCCAUCGACACCACUGGGACGUUGCUGCACUACUGCGUGCAUCUGCUCGAGGCCCACUCCGACCUCCUCUCUGCGCACCUGCCCCCCGCCCUGCCGCUCACCUCCCUCCUGGCGUCCUGUGAGUGGGCAGAGCUGCGCUCCUGGCUGCUCUUCAACGUCUCAUUCACUGCAGACGCCUCCUCCACGCUCCUCACCCUCGCGCACUGUGCGCUCGUGCUUCUCAUCCGAGGCUUCUCCUUCUCAGUCAUCGACCUCGUUCUCGUCUUCAACAUACGGACGCUCCUCGCCGCCCUCUCCAAGCGAGUGGCCGGCUUCCUUCGGUGGCACGCCGCCCUCCGCCUCCUCCGCUCCACCUUCCCCGAUGCCACUCCAGCCCAAAUUACCGCUUUUGCUGACGACUGUGCGAUUUGCCGCGAACCAUUAUCAUCGGCUAAGCGUCUCCCCUGCGGCCAUCUGUUUCACCUGUCGUGCCUGCGGAGUUGGUUAGAGCACGGGUCACAAGCGCCCUACUCCUGCCCCACCUGCCGCCGCCCGCUUGACAGCCUUCCCCCCAACGUGCUCUCGUCGCUCUCCCCUCCGCCCCAGCCCCCCCCCGCUGCUGCUGCUGCUGGGGUUGCUGCGAAUCAGCCCCCUCCGGAGGCUGCUUGGGGGGGUGGGUGGGAAGAUGCAGGGGGGGGAGUGAAUCGGGUGUGGGGUGGGGAUGCAGGUCAGGGGGAGGGAGCAAGGGGAGGGGCUGGGGGGGGUCAGGGGGGAGAGGGGCAUCGAGGGGAGGGGGGCGGUGGGGGGAUGGGGGGAGGGGAGCGGCAGGAAGGGGGAGAGAGGGGGAUUGGGGGAGGCCGGUUUUUCUCCUCUUCCAUUUCCCUAAGAGGAAUACGGUUCAGAGGAGGGGGGAGUGGGAGGGCAAGACAUGUGGGGGAAGAGGGGGCAGGAGGCGGGGGAGAAAGCGGGACAGGGGGUGGGGGCGCAGGAGGGGAAGGGGGAGCGCCUGUGCAACCAAGAGUGGGGGCAGCGGCAGGAGGAGGGAGAGAAGCAGGGGAAGAAGUAAGGGGGGGAGUGGUGGGAGGAGGAGGAGGAGGGGAGGAGGUGAGGGGCAGGCGGAGAGGGUGGAGCUUGUGGGGAGGAGGGGGGGAAGGCGGGCAGGGGGGAGGAGGGGAAGGUGCGCGGGGGGGAGCUGGGGGAUGGGGGAUGGGGAUGCGGAUGGGGGUGGAUGAGGAUAGAAUGGCAGCGAUGGUGGCGCAGGUGGAGGAGGUGCUGCCGCAUGUGCCCUCACAUGCCAUCCGCCAGGAAUUGUUGAGAAGGCCAAACGUGUUGCUGGCAGUCAAUGCGCUCAUGGACGCAUGGUGA